Malus domestica (apple) is the source of this 927-nucleotide messenger RNA. The record is from RefSeq and is a predicted model, not a curated record. NCBI's taxonomy places the organism in Eukaryota, Viridiplantae, Streptophyta, Magnoliopsida, Rosales, Rosaceae.
AACCAAGGAAAGUGUGAAGAGUCUAUCUCUCCCUUGCCACUCGCCACUCGCCAGUCACGCAGUGUGCUCAGCUCAGCUCAGCUGGAGGGUCAGAGCCGUCGACUCAGUGAGUGAACUCGUUCCUAGGGCUCCACGCGGUUGACCCACUCGCCAUCUGUCUCAGCCCAUCCUCCAAAAGCUUCCGCUUUCUCUUGUGUAGGGGUUUUCGCCUUCCAAAGGUAGGAAAAAGCAGCCAUGUUUCUGAAAGUACAAUUGCCCUGGAACGUUGUAAUCCCUGCUGAGAGCUUGGAUAUGAAAGGGUUGAUACUCCAAAAGUCAAUUGUUAUCCGCUUGCUGGAGGACUUUGCAUCAAGAAAGGCAACCAAAGAUCUGGGCUACUAUCUCGCUCUCACAACUCUGGAGAGUGUUGGAGAGGGUAAAGUGAGGCAGCAGACUGGGGAUGUUCUGUUUCCUGUUGUUUUUAGCGCGGUUACCUUCAAGCUUUUCAGGGGAGAGAUUGCUGAGGGGGUUGUCCACAAGGUUCUGAAGCAUGGAGUUUUCCUGAGUUGCGGCCCAGUUGAAAACAUGUAUCUCUCGAAGAUGAAGAUGCCGGAUUAUAAUUAUGUGCCAGGGGAGAAUCCUGUAUUCAUGAACAGCAAGAUGUCAAAAAUUGAGAAAGGCACCACCGUACGCUUCAUUGUUAUUGGGACUAAGUGGCUUGAGGCACAAAGGGAAUUUCAGGCUUUGGUUGGCUUGCAUGCAGAUUAUCUCGGACCGGUUUCUUAGAUCGGUUCCACUUCUGUAAGCAAAUUAGGAAGGUGGUGUUCUUUUCUUAUCAUGACUUGGAAAUGUACAACUUAGCGAUGCUGGUUAUUGUUGUUGACCUUGUUACUGUAACUUUGGUAUGUUAAUAUCCUUUUGAGUAACUUCUGAUCUCUUUUGUGUUAA